This is a messenger RNA of Ctenocephalides felis (cat flea), 3220 nucleotides long. RefSeq names its product anoctamin-8 (gene wwk). Gene Ontology annotation, cellular component: plasma membrane. The record is from RefSeq and is a predicted model, not a curated record. Gene Ontology annotation, molecular function: chloride channel activity. Gene Ontology annotation, biological process: chloride transmembrane transport. The transcript is spliced from 21 exons. Lineage: Eukaryota; Metazoa; Arthropoda; Insecta; Siphonaptera; Pulicidae. The coding region runs from base 67 to 3198 and encodes 1043 amino acids.
GUUUACUGAAAAAGUCCGCAACUCAAAGUCUAUAAACAGUUUUAAUCUAUAUUGGUUAUUUUUAUUAUGGAAAUUAACAAUGAUAACGGAUACCAAAAUGUUGAUGAUGAUUUGCUAAGUACUGAGGCAACUGAUUUAAAUGUAGUUGGUGGUAAACAGAAGAUUAUUUCUUGUGCAAAAGAAACUUUCGAAAAUGCUUCAAGAUUACUUAGACGUCGUGUGCCUUGCACAGGCUAUUUGAUGACACCAAGACGUUUAUGGUUAAAUAAAAUACCUACACAGCAAUGUGAUGUAGUGAUUGAGUUCUCACCUACUGCCCCGGAUGAAGCUCUUCUUUGGCUGCUUAGUAGACUAAGGGCUCCAAAUCCGGGUCCAUCUUUGACUGUUCAUGUUAGGAAACAUGAUUCUACACAAUGUACAGCAUUUUAUAUUAGUGCAUCAAAUCAAGUUUUAUUACAAGCUGCAGAAGAAAGUCGACUUCCAAAAGCUCUGAAGCCUGAACUCGGUAGUGGAUUAAGGGAAUUUUCAACCAGAGAAGUUAAUUGUUUCCAAAAAUGUGGAGAUUCAUUAUUUACAUCACAAGAAAGGCAAUGGUUAGUAUUGCAAAUUCUUCAAGCAUUGCGUGUAGGUUCUAAAGAUGAAAAUUAUGCUAACGGAACAAUUUUGCCAGAAGGGCAAGCCAUAUUGGCUGGUUGGCAAAUGGCAGGAAUAAUUUCACAAGUUUAUCCCUUGCAUGAAGCGCAAGCUUUAGGAAAACUGCAAGCAACAUGGGUUAGAGAUGUAUUAGCACCACAGCCUUUAGAUGAUAUUUGUAGUUAUUUUGGUGUUAAAGUUGGAUUAUACUUUGCAUGGCUUGGUCAUUAUACUAUGGCAUUGUGCGUUCCAGCUUUGAUAGGCUCAUUGCUUUGGCUAGGUCUUCUAAAUUGUGGGCAGACAGUUCAAGAUAUAGGUUAUGUAUUAUUUUCUGUAUUUAAUGUCAUAUGGGCAUCAUUGUACCUAGAGGCAUGGAGAAGAUAUUCUGUACAACUUGCAUUUCGAUGGGGUACCUUAGGCACUCCUCCUGAUCUGUUAGAGCCUCCCCGACCAAUGUUUACGGGGCCACUUGAACCAAGUCCAGUAACUGGUAGACUUGAACCAGCUGACAUGCCGGCAUGGAAGAGGAAUAUAUUUAGAUUUUUUGUUAGUGGACCUUUGAUUGCUUUAAGUUUGUGUGCAGUAUUUGCUGUUAUGAUAUCAAUGUUACAACUGCAGGAUUGGUGGGAUAAGCAAGUAGCAAAUAGAGGAUUGUGGAGUUGUUUAGGAGUGAUGCCAAAAGUUUUUCUUGCAGCUGCUAUUACUUUAAUGGAUGAAGCUUACUUCAAACUAGCAGUUUGGUUAAAUGACCAAGAGAAUCACAGACUGGAAUCGAAAUACGAAAAUCACUUAAUAGCUAAAGUGGCUUUGUUUCAGUUUGUGAACUCUUUUUUAUCCCUCUUCUACAUUGCAUUUUAUUUACAAGAUCAGGAAAGAUUGCGUGAGCAAUUGGCCGGGUUAUUGAUAGCCAGGCAAGUGAUUGGUAAUUUCAGAGAAUCAGCAUGGCCUUACUUGAUGGAACAGUGGCGCUUAGCAAAAUUAAGUUUCAAAAUUUGGGGGGCGCUCAGUCCUACAGCAGAGAAAAGUGAAACCAAAUUUGAUGACACAACUUCUGAAAAACCAACCACUCCAUUAAGAUCUAUUGGCCAGGCGGAAUUGGAAAGUUCUUUGUACAAAUAUGAAGGUACUUUUUAUGAUCACUUGGAAAUGUUGGUGCAAAUGGGCUAUGUGGUACUUUUCUCUAGCGCAUUUCCUCUUGCUGCUCUUUGUGCACUACUAAAUAAUUUAUUGGAAAUUAGAUCAGAUGCUUUCAAGUUGGUCCAUGUACAUCAAAGACCAUUUGGUCAGAGAGUUGCAAAUAUAGGAACCUGGCAAAGUUCAAUGAGUUUGUUAGCUUUAUUAGCUGUUCUAAUUAAUUGUGCACUAAUUGGUCUUUCUGGCCCUGUCUCGAGAUUGAUGCCUGGACUUACACCAUCUCAAACAAUACUGUUAAUUGUUGUAUUAGAGCACAUGAUGCUCGGACUUCGGUUUGCACUGACUUGGCUUUUGCCUGAGUUACCUGCCUGGCUAGCGGCAGAAAUGGCUCGCGCUGAGCACAUGAGACGUGAGGCUGCCAGAAAAGGAUCAGCAGGUUCUCAGAAAUCAUCUCCACAUUCAUCUCAAGGUUCAACGGCUCAAACUCCACAAAGCAAGCAAAGUAAAGUAGAAGAUGAAAUUAAUAUUGAUGAGGAGGAGUCAAGAAUUUUUGAAGAAAAACUCAUUGGACGGUUUUCUGUAAAAUCUAUGUCAACUGAAGAGGAUGACAACAUGCUUCUACCCUCUACUAUUUUACAACCGCCACCUAGAUCGCCUUCGGCUGUCUCUACAACAAGAUUAUUUUUAUCAGAUGAUAAUACUGUGUCUAUCUCAAGAAGCAUUUCACCAAACCCUACGCCACCUAUAACGCCCACUGUGCCACAGAAGAUUGAAUUAGGCAAAUUAGCUGAAAUACCACCAUUUAAGCCUAGAAAGUCCAAAGAAUGGGUACCUGAGGAAAGUUUGGGUCAUCAUUUGACAAUUGGUCCAGGAGGUGGGGCAGAAUGGGCUAAAAGAUUGAAAGGAGAUGCUGGAAAUAUUCAUAGAAGCACUGAAUGCAUUACCCCAAAGCCUCAAGACCUUGCGGCAAGUUCAGAUUCUGACUUAUUGCGUGCAGCACCUUGGACUGGUAGCGGCUCCGUUUCCCCAAGCCGCGUUGUCAACAGUGUUCCCAGUAUUAAAACCCCUACUGGCUCUGCUCCAACACCAGGACCGUCAUCUUUAGGAAAUGGUGAUACAGUAAAUGUAACUGCCUCAACUGGGCAAACCACUGAAGAAGCUGAAAAAGCUGCAAAGAAGUUGCGUGUUAAACAAAGUUUAGUGAAAAGAGCUCGAUCUGUUGCUAUUUUUUCCUUAAAAUUGAAAGAAAGAAGAGCUAAGGAAGCUGAGAAAGCAGCAGCUAAUUCUGAACCUAAGGUCAAAACACCAACACCACAAUGGGGAUCACCACAUGUAGGGGGUGGAGAAUUAUCAUGUAUCCCCAUUGAAAAACUAAUACAAGUAGAUGAUGUUAUGAAAAAAAGAAAUGGUUCUGGAUCGAGCAAUCAAUGAAAGCAAUGCAAUCAAAUAUAUC